CAUUUGUAGCUGUCAACUUGAUGCUUCUUAGGUUAAGAAGACCAAGUACUCCGAAAAAGUAUGUAAAAAGCUGAGACAAACUAACAAGGUUCAGUCAGUUCCUAAGGCGCAGAGUCUUUUAAAGGAAGUUUUAGGGAAAACACCCUGAGAGCAACACCACGGGAAGGAAUUCCCCCUCCUGCUUCAUCCCCAGCAAGGGACGGACGGAAAGAGCACAGCACGCUCGGUGUUAAGCGUGCUCCGGGCUUUCCACUCAUUCCGGGGUAAGGCGCGGGACGAGGACCCUCAGCGCAGCCCGCUUCCCCCUUAAAGUUCGGGGGGCGGCCCCGCAGCCCCUCACGUUCCCACCCUGCCGGCGCUCUGAGACAGCCCCUCCCGCUUCCCGCCGGCCUUACCGAGGCCGUGACGGUGUGCGCAUGCGCCUCGCGCCGAACCUAUCGCGCAUGUGCCCUGGCGGCAGGCAGCGGCGUUUCGGCAUCGGCCGAUUCGCUGCCCGCGAGGCUGCGGCGCUCCGCCCCCCGCGCACCCCCCCCCGCCAUCCCGCUCAGCGGCGCAGCGCCCCGCGAUGAGGCCGUGCCCAGCGGCGGCGGUAGCAGCGGCGUGCGCGUGACGCCGGCGGAGCUGUUGGUGCUGCUGCGUCCGCCAAGAUGGCGUGCGUGCUGGAGGCGCCGCUCCGCAUGAGCGUCCUUUCGGAGGUAACGGCUAGCAGCCGCCACUACGUCGACAGAUUGUUUGACCUUGAUCCCCAGAAAGUCCUGCAAGGUGUCAUAGAUAUGAAAAAUGCUGUAAUUGGAAACAACAAACAAAAAGCCAACUUGAUUGUUUUGGGAGCAGUUCCAAGGUUGCUAUACUUGCUUCAGCAAGAAAGCUCCAGCACAGAACUGAGAACAGAAUGUGCAGUGGUCUUGGGAAGCCUUGCAAUGGGUACAGAGAAUAAUGUCAAAUCCCUACUAGACUGCCAUAUUAUCCCAGCCUUAUUGCAAGGAUUACUGUCACCAGAUUUGAAGUUUAUAGAAGCUUGCCUACGAUGUCUCCGUACCAUAUUCAUCAGUCCUGUAACUCCAGAGGAUCUUCUAUACACAGAUACUACAGUUAUCUCCCACCUCAUGGCGCUGCUCAGUAGGUCUCGAUAUACACAAGAAUACAUAUGUCAGAUCUUCUCACACUGCUGCAAACUUCAACAGUGGCAUAGCUGCGGCUUUAAAUCAUUGCCUCAGCCACUUCUGUGUGCCAAUGGUCCAGAUCACCAGACAAUCUUGUUUAACCAUGGAGCAGUUCAGAAUAUCGCACAUCUGUUAGUCUCCACCUCCUACAAAGUUCGAAUGCAAGCCUUGAAAUGCUUCUCUGUUCUAGCCUUUGAAAACCCACAGGUAUCAAUGACUCUAGUAAAUGUGUCGGUCGACGGAGAACUGUUACCGCAAAUUUUUGUGAAGAUGUUGCAAAGGGACAAGCCUAUUGAAAUGCAGCUCACAUCAGCCAAAUGCCUUACUUCCAUGUGUAGAGCUGGGGCAAUACGGACAGAUGAUUCUUGCAUCGUUCUUAAGACUCUGCCAUGUUUGGUUCGAAUGUGUAGCAAGGAGAGACUGCUGGAGGAGCGGGUAGAAGGAGCAGAAGCUCUGGCCUAUUUGAUUGAAACAGAUGUGGAGCUCCAGAGAAUUGCCAGCAUUACUGACCACCUCAUUGUCAUGCUUGCUGAUUACUUCAAGUAUCCCAGCUCAGUGAGUGCAAUCACUGAUAUCAAAAGGCUUGACCAUGAUUUGAAGCAUGCCCAUGAACUGCGGCAGGCUGCUUUCAAGCUGUAUGCUUCCCUUGGAGCAAAUGAUGAAGAUAUUCGGAAAAAGAUCAUUGAAACUGAAAAUAUGAUGGACCGUAUUGUUAAUGGCUUAUCUGAAUCUAGUAUCAAGGUGCGAUUAGCUGCAGUCAGAUGUUUGCACAGCUUGUCCCGUUCUGUUCAGCAGCUCAGGACAAGUUUUCAGGAUCAUGCUGUAUGGAAACCUUUAAUGAAGGUUUUACAGAAUGCUCCAAAUGAAAUUCUGGUAGUAGCAUCUUCUACGCUAUGCAAUCUUCUUCUAGAAUUCUCACCAAGCAAAGAGCCUAUUUUGGAAUCAGGAGCCAUAGAACUUCUGUGUAGUUUAACACAAAGUGAAAAUCUUGCCUUGCGAGUGAAUGGCAUUUGGGCUUUAAUGAAUAUGGCAUUUCAAGCUGAACAGAAGAUCAAAUCAGACAUCUUACGAGGUCUGAGCACAGAGCAGUUAUUCCAGUUACUUUCUGAUUCCGAUGUAAACGUUCUGAUGAAAACUUUGGGACUGCUCAGGAAUCUUCUAUCUACUCGCCCACACAUAGACCAUAUAAUGAGCACUCAUGGGAAGCAAAUCAUGCAAGCAGUGACCCUCAUUUUGGAAGGGGAGCACAAUAUAGAAGUCAAAGAGCAGACGUUAUGUAUACUUGCCAAUAUAGCAGAUGGAACAACAGCAAAAGAACUGAUUAUGACCAAUGAUGACAUUCUGCAGAAAAUCAAAUACUAUAUGAGUCAUUCAAAUGCUAAACUUCAGCUUGCUGCCAUGUUCUGUAUAUCUAAUCUCAUAUGGAAUGAAGAAGAAGGUUCACAAGAACGCCAAGAUAAACUACGAGACAUGGGAAUAGUAGAUAUUCUACAUAAAUUGAGUCAGUCAUCGGAUCCAAAUCUGUGUGACAAGGCAAAGACAGCACUCCAACAGUAUCUUGCAUGAUCAAAGGCUAACUGAAUCUAUGGACACCCCUCGUCUACUUAAGGAACAGCAGGAAAUACUCCUGACUCCUUAUAUUUGCACAAGUCACCUUGGGCUGCAUUUUUCUUAGGUGCAGGGAGCUGCUUUGCAGAAACAGUUUAAAUGAUCAGGUCUCCAGUGCACUUGAGAAUUUUUUUGAGGUAGUUUCUUUACUCAGAGGACUCCUGGGGGGUUGUUUUGGUUUGUUUGUUUUGUUUUUUCCUGAGCUACCUGGACUUUGGAAUAGAACAAUCAGUCAUCAUUUUCCUUUUGGGCCUACAAUUUUCUGCUUUUGCUGCAGCCUGUGUGUGUGGAAAUGUGUGAGUGUGUUUGAGUGUGUGUGUGUGUGUGCAUGGAUGAAUGUGUGUUGGGUGUGAUACCUCAAUUUUGUUUUUCCUUUUUUUGUGUGAAAGUCUUUUUCUACAGGUUUUCAAGGGUUAACCAUUGUUUGCUGUACGAAUACUUCAAUGAAUUAUAUACAGUUUGAAUGAAAUGUUAUUUAAAAAACAAAAACAAAAACUGUUGUAUCCCAUAAAGUUUAUUUUGAAUUUUGAACAGAUGAAUGUUUUUAAGUAAAGUAUAUGCAUUUCUGAACUUCACCUUAAUUUACAUUAUACUCAUUUUUAAAGAGGAAAGUAGGAGGAGACAGUAUAUCCCAAAUUAUAAGCAGCACAUUCUGUUCUGACAAGAUCCAAGAGUUAGCAUUGUACUACCAUGCAAGAUCACUUGGUACUGAUGAAAUACUCAAAUCAGUAGAAUGGGUCAGCUGCAUUGUUCUACAUUCCUGUACAUUUUUAGAGGAAAGUCUCAUGCUUUGGAGUUAGCAUGACUGUUGACUUCUCUGGGAAGUGACAGGUGGCUGCAAUAUUAGCAGGCAUAAGCUCUUGCUCUAGAAGCCAAGAAUUUUCUCUGAUAAUUGCUGAAGGAUUAGUUGAUUUCACUAAUGAUAUGUAUUUGCUGAUCCCUAGUAUCAGUGGAGAGAACAACACAUUGCCAAAGCUACACUUUGAAGAGACCAGAAGGACCUGGGAAGCAGUGAUUAAGGGAUUGCUUUUGUUUUGCAUCCUUUACAUUCAGACAUAGUUAAGCAACAUACAAAUUAUUUCCAUUAAUGGGUGCAUUAAGUUGGGGAAGGGAUGGAUUUUUUUUUUUUUGCUCAGUCAUGUUGCUAUAAAUUUUGUGUAUAUAUACAGAUAUACACACUUGCAUGGAUUUGGAUACCUGGGUGAUAAGUGAUGGGACUUCACUGUAUUCAGAAGCCUAAAUUGUCUGUAAGUUCCUGAAACGGUGCCUGUAAGUGUGGAGAAAAAUUGUGGGUACAAAUGAAGACUGUGUGUAAGGUUAGGCUGGAAUGCAAGACCCCCCAGUGGCUUCAGGAGUCAAGUAUGCAUAGGAGCAAAUGGGAGCAGCAAGAAGCUCUCCUUCAUGCAGUUCAGGGUUCCUGCUUUCUUCCUAUGUCUACUUUCUAAUUUCAGUUUAGGCCAUAGUUUCAAUAGUCGGCAUCUCCAAACACUAUAUUUACAUAGCACUAACAGGCAAGCUAAAGGUUGCAGCCUAUGUCUUAAACCAAAUCUUUAAUGUGUUACAUUGAGCUUCAGGAAGGCUGCCACUACAGGAGAGGUCUGUAACAUUGCUAGCCAAUUCUGAUAAGUAUCUUAAUCUUUAAUUUCUAAUCAGAAGGUCAAAUUGUGAUAGCCUUACUUUUUUCAGAGGUCACUGCUCAUGUCAGAAAACGUGACCACGGUUUGGCCUGGAGUUUGAAUGUGCUAUGUAUCAGAUAACUGUUAUCACUUGGUUGCAGAGGAGAAUAUAUACAUUUGAUGUAAUUUUUUCCACUCUUGAACGACAAAUAAAAACAAGCACCUGACACAUUUUCCCCAGGCACUGCAGUAAGCGACUGGCAGUUUUUAUGUCCUUCUGCAAUUUUUUUGUGAUGGACUUUGGAGGCCGAACAAGAAUGAAAGUGAAAAUAUGUGAGAACUUGAUGAGUACCAGUACCUCAGAAAUGAAGUCUUAUAAAAUCCCAUCAGAUAUAUUUUGGCUUGAACUGAGGAGAAGUUCUGAGACAGGUAUUGUGAAUGUAAAACUUUACAGUGUGUAUCUGGCUUCUAAAUUCGCACUCCUAUGUACAUUUAGGAGCUGCAGUUCUUACAUAUCUCUUUUCCCCCCUCCUCCCCUAGUUCAGUUUUCUGAAAACAAGCCUGAGUUUGAUUCUUUUAAUAAAACUUUGGUGCCUAAAAGUGUUGAGAAGAAAGGUGAGUAAGUAUCUAUGUACAUCUUUUGAGGUGGUGGGUUCCUAAAAUUCUACCAGAAAAGAUAAAAACAAUGCUCAGACAAUCUUGUUGCUGCGUCAGAACAACUGACAUUUCCCACAGGUGUUGGCAGGGCAGACUGUUGGAUGAGAACGUUUUUACGUUCAGUUAAGCUUUGUCAAUAAUUUUUGAUGUUGCUAUGUAGGUAUGUACAAAGAGAAGAAAAUGAAUAGUGUAAAUAAAAAGAACUUUACCAGAA
This is a messenger RNA of Numida meleagris (helmeted guineafowl), 5258 nucleotides long. RefSeq names its product armadillo repeat containing 8 (gene ARMC8). NCBI's taxonomy places the organism in Eukaryota, Metazoa, Chordata, Aves, Galliformes, Numididae. The transcript is spliced from 23 exons. The record is from RefSeq and is a predicted model, not a curated record. Gene Ontology annotation, biological process: proteasome-mediated ubiquitin-dependent protein catabolic process. Gene Ontology annotation, molecular function: protein binding. The coding region runs from base 648 to 2729 and encodes 693 amino acids. Gene Ontology annotation, cellular component: GID complex.